Messenger RNA from Pecten maximus, 4252 nucleotides. RefSeq names its product unconventional myosin-Va-like. Gene Ontology annotation, molecular function: ATP binding; microfilament motor activity; actin filament binding. Gene Ontology annotation, cellular component: actin cytoskeleton; vesicle; cytoplasm. NCBI's taxonomy places the organism in Eukaryota, Metazoa, Mollusca, Bivalvia, Pectinida, Pectinidae. The record is from RefSeq and is a predicted model, not a curated record. Gene Ontology annotation, biological process: actin filament organization; vesicle transport along actin filament.
GGAGCCCGGGUAUGGAUUCCCGACUCGGAAAUUGUGUGGCGGGCCGCUGAACUUCUGGAAAAUUAUACUGGGCAGAAAUCAGUCAAGAUCCAGUAUGAAGAUGGAGAGAAUUCGGAACUGGCAGUCAAAGAUAAAAACAGCCUUCCACAUCUACGGAACCCCGAAAUCCUUAUCGGAGAAAACGACCUGACUUCUCUCAGUUACCUAAACGAACCAGAAGUACUCUAUAACCUGCAGGUGCGGUUUGCUGAAAGGAACAUUAUCUAUACGUACUGUGGUAUUGUGUUAGUGGCCAUUAAUCCGUACGAGGAGGUACACAUCUACAGCAAUGACAUCAUCCAGGCUUACAGUGGACAGGACAUGGGCGCCAUGGAUCCUCACAUCUUCGCCGUCGCCGAGGAAGCCUUCAAACACAUGUCAAGGUUUGACAGGAACGAGUCCAUCAUCGUUUCGGGCGAGUCCGGGGCAGGAAAAACGGUGUCUGCCAAAUACGCCAUGAGAUAUUUUGCCACUGUUGGGGGCUCGCAGGCCGAGACCAUGGUCGAGCAGAAAGUGUUGGCCUCUAAUCCAAUCAUGGAGGCAAUUGGCAACGCUAAGACAACGAGAAAUGACAACAGCAGUAGAUUCGGGAAAUACCUGGAGAUCUCCUUCAAUAAACAGCAUGAAAUUGUUGGCGCCCAUAUGAGGACAUACCUGCUGGAGAAGUCAAGAGUGGUUUUCCAAGCUUCUGAGGAGCGUAACUACCACAUAUUCUAUCAGCUGUGUGCGUCUGCUAACCGGCCCGAGUUUAAGAAGUUCCAGCUAAUGAGUCCUGAUGACUUCUUUUACACAAGCUGUGGUCAAGCGCCAGAAAUCCAGGGAGUGGACGACUCAGAAAACCUUAUCCUUACGAUGGAGGCCCUGACCUUAUUAGGUGUUGGAGAAAGACAUCAAAUGAUGCUUUUCCAGAUUCUGUCCGGAAUUCUCCAUUUUGGGAAUGUAAAAAUAGCAGAAGCUGAGGGAGAGUCAUGUGAAAUUCCGGCCAAGGACAAAUCUCUGGCUACCUGCUGUUCUCUACUCGGGAUUGAGGAGUCUCAGAUGAGGAUGUGGCUCUGUCACAAAAAAAUCGCGACUGUCAACGAGGUCCUCACUAAACCUCUCACCGCUAGCCAGGCCAGUUUUGCGCAGGAUGCCCUGGCGAAACAUAUCUACGCUGAGGUGUUCACAUGGAUCGUCAACAAAGUCAACAUAACACUUCAAAGCACCACCAAACAAUACAAGUUCAUCGGAGUUCUCGAUAUUUACGGAUUUGAAACGUUUGAAAUCAACAGUUUUGAGCAGUUCUGUAUUAAUUAUGCCAACGAAAAACUACAACAGAUAUUUAACAGUCAUGUCUUUAAGCUCGAGCAGGAGGAGUAUGUACGGGAAGGCAUCGAGUGGUCAUUUAUAGAUUUCUAUGACAACCAGCCGUGUAUUGAUCUGAUCGAAAGCAAACUGGGAAUUCUUGAUCUGUUGGACGAGGAAUGUAAGAUGCCACGAGGAUCUGAUGCUAAUUGGUGUCAGAAGUUGUACAGUAAACACCUUGGGAAGGCUAAGCACUUUGACAAGCCACGUAUGUCAAACUGCUUUAUCAUCGCCCACUUCGCAGACAAAGUCCAGUACCUCGCCGACGGAUUCCUGGAGAAAAACAGAGACACUGUACUGGAAGAACACAUCAAUAUUCUCAAAGCCAGUGAGUUUGAACUGGUUGCUGAGCUCUUUGAUAAACAAGAUCCAAAUCUAAAGAAACCGAGAGCAGGAUCUGCUACAACCCAUCCGACACGAAAUACUCCAAAGGGGGCAGGGCCGAAGUCAAAUCGUAACACUGUAGGAUCACAGCAACAACAGAAGGCAACAGUGGGCGAUCAGUUCCGAGACUCCUUGAAGAUGUUGAUGGAGACACUUAAUGCCACGACGCCACACUACAUCCGGUGUAUCAAACCUAACGACUUCAAAGAGGCAUUCACGUUUGAACCUAACCGAGCCGUGGAACAACUACGAGCCUGUGGUGUGUUGGAGACGAUACGCAUCAGUGCUGCUGGCUACCCCUCAAGGUGGACCUAUAACGAGUUCUUCCAGAGAUACCGAGUCCUGGCUCGCUCCAAGGAUAUCAAUCGAUCAAACCCCAGAAAGACGUGUGAAAAUAUCCUCAUUAAAAUCAUACAGGAUCCUGAUAAAUACAGGUUUGGUAAAACGAAAAUUUUCUUCCGUGCUGGUCAAGUGGCAUACCUGGAGAAAUUACGAUCGGAGAAACUCCGCGCUUGUGGUGUUAUGAUCCAGAAACAUGUCAAGGGCUGGUUGGCACGGCGACGGUACAAGAAGAUCAUGCGGUCUAUAAAGCUGAUACAGAAACACGGCCGAGGAGUGUUAGCGAGAAGACAUGCUAAAUUCCUCCGCGAGACGAGGGCGGCCACCAAGAUCCAGAAAGUCUUUAAAGGUUUCCAGGCUCGCAAAGUCUUCAUGGUCAAGAAAAAAGCUGUGAUAAAAAUACAGGCUUGUAUCCGAGGAUUGUUUGGAAGACGAGAGUACCAGAAACAGAUGCACGAACACCGAGCGGUUGUUAUCCAGCGAUUCGUUCGCGGUUGGUUACAGAGGCGACGAUAUCAUAAGAUCAUACACGGCUUUGUGUUAAUCCAAUCCCACUUCAGGCGACGCAAGGCCAAAGCACAACUCAAGAUUCUCAAGAUUGAGGCGAAAUCAGUGGAGCAUAUCAAGGGAGUAAACAAAGGUCUGGAGAACAAGAUUAUAGAACUACAACAGAAGUUAGACAACCGGAACAAAGAAGUUCAACAGGUCAAGGUCAAGGACACAGAGAUUGCAAACAUGAAAAAUGAAAUGGAGAAACUCCGACAGAACAGUAGCAUGGCUGAAAAAUCAACGAACCGUAUCACGGAAUUACUGAAGCAGAUAGAGGAACUGACGGAGGAGCUAGCCAGAGAGAAAGGGGAGAAACAAGAUCUAAUAUCCGAAAAAGAUCUCAUGCAUAAAAAAAAUGCAGAGUCGACAAAGAUGUUAAUGGAUGAGAACAUGUCCAUUAAGGACCAGUUAAACACAGCGAACGAGAAACUUCGGGAUCAGGAGAAACAAUCGGCAGAUACCAGUAAGGAACAGUUAGAUACGGCCUAUAAAAACAUGGAGGCGGAGUUAGAGUCAGAGCGUGCCCACCACCAACGUCUCGUUAAAGACCAUGCACGUCUGCAACAACGUUUGGAAAAUCUCCAGGGUGAGAUGCAGGUCCUGAAGAGUCCACAGGGACACAAGCGAACACCCUCCGACAUCUCUGCCAUCAGCCUAGAGUCGUAUGCCAGCUCCAUAUCGCCCGAGGAUAAAGAAGAUUUCGAGAAGGAACUUGAUCAGGGUUAUGAAACAACAGAAAAGAAGAAAAAGAAGGGUCCUGCACCGGCCCCUCCCAGCAUAAGUGUGGAUACAGUCGCCAAUGGAACACAUGUUGAGAAGGAUGUGGACAUUGGCCUUGUCCUGAAGCUGCAGAGCCGUAUAAAGGAACUAGAGAAGGACAAAGACAGCCUGCAGAAAAAAGUGGACAAUUUUGAGGACGGUAGUAGUCCGGUGCAUCGCACCUCUGGCGUUAUCUCCGAUUCUGCAUUCGAUGCUCUCAAGAAACAACUUGUGAAUGCUGAGGAUGUAGAAAUCGUAAUUAAGUUACAAAAACGUAUCAGAGAAUUAGAAAAGGCAAAAUCUAAGCUUGUUGAUGAAUUAGAUGAACGUGAAGAAGAGGAUGAAAAUAUGGGGUUCAAAAUUAUGACCCCUGAAUACGCCUAUAAUAAUUUGAAGAUGCAAGAAUUAGAAAACGAAAAUGAUAAGUUAAAACGUGAAGUAGCGAAACUUGUCGCCUCCAUCACUGAAACGACCAACUUCGAUCAGGACGUACAGCUGACUCCCGCUGGCAAGGAGUUCUUGGAACAAUUUGAGGCGAUGACAGAUGAGUUGGAGCGUCGCCGAGAAGAAUGUCUUCAGUUACGAGCAAUGAUGGCUGAACGCAGUAUUACUACGCAUGAGAUCGCCAAACAGUCCUACGGCGGUAUAGACACUAUUGUUAACGAAGACAAUGAACUUUCCAUGGCUUACAGAACACAGAAGGAGCUUAACAGGUUAGAGUUAUCUUUCUUGGAUGUGAAAUAUUUUAUAGAGUUGUCUCCCUUCCUUGUUAGACAUUUUGUAUCAGGAAAAGAUGUAUCUUUUAUUUCAGCAAAAUAUGCUACAAUUUCAUAGAGUU